AUGCACAUUGAUGUGGCCUCCAACGGCAGUCUGACUUUACCUCCAAAAAGUUGGAGGGGAGAGAUUAUGAAGCAUACGCGUAAAUUCGCCGCGGGGAGUGCCUUCGUGAAAGCUGAAGUUAAGCGCCGUCUGACUAGUUCGCUCUCUGCGUCUCCUGCAAAAGUAAGUCUUAUGAAUACCUCUUUCUUGUCCGCAGUCUCAACAGUGGGUUAGCGGCGCAUUCCUCAAUAUUUCGGAGAAUAAAUCUAUUUGGGUAUCCGUCUUCCCAAAGCAUGUUCUGCAGCUGUUGGAGUUCUUAUUCAACGGCUUCAGGUGAGCAGAUGCGUCUCACUCUAUCCGCCAAUCCCUUGACUAAAUUUCGUUUGAUGUUUAGGGGAACAAAACUGUGGACAUUAACGUAUUGUCCCGUCCAUGUUUUCUUUCGGAACACCCUGCGCUGGAUAGACCCAUCCUCUUGCCUGUGCAGAAGGACAUCGAGAAAGGCAAAUUCAUUAUCUGCCUCGACCUCUGCGGUGAACUAUAACGAGGGGUGCGAACUGUUGAACUUUUGGACAAGCACCUCGGUAUCGGUGGUACCAUCCGCCACGCAGAAGAUAUCGUCCACGUACCGACCGUAAAAAACGAGGCCAUUAAUGGUCUCUUGCAAUCAUGGUUUCUCGAUUUGCUCAAAAAAACGUUUGCAAGGCUCCGUUCAAGCGGUGAUCCCAUUGCCACACCAUCUACCUGCCUGUAUAGGUGACCACUGCACAGAAACCAAUCACAGUGGUGGGUACUCCGUGUACUCGAUCCACGAACAUCACUCAAAGACUCUCUUACCCCCUCCCCUAGCUCUAAGGAUCAAAACCCGCCGACCUCGUCAUGCGGGCGGCGUGGGGAAGAUGAGUGUUACUGAGUUACUAGCCCUUGAGCCACCUAUAACCACUGUUAAUUGUGCAUAUUUUCUUUCCUUCAUGUAACUGUAUUGGGCUGACGAAGAAUUACCGAAAACACGUGUUUGCCAACUUGACUUUCCAAGUGUAACAUGGGAAUAUUUACGGAACUUAGAAAAACCAUAUGUGCAGCCUUAAUUGACUAGGACAGGCGUGAUAGGACCUGCCACGAAUCCUGUUACAUCUUGUUAUUUGGGUACCCGGGAGAAAAAACUGGCGGAUGAGGUAUUACACAGACCGUGAGGGAAAAGCCUGACGUUGUAAUUAAAGGGCUCCUUAAGGAGAAAAUUACACGGGAAAUGUAUGCUGCCAUGACCGCUGCAGACGGUCCGGCAAAACAAACUGGAAACUGACAACUUGAAGCAUCCUCUACUGAACAUUAAUGUCAUUUGUAGGCUUAGAUUUUGGGACAGACAAGUGACCCGUUUUCGAUCAGAUAUCGAAAAUGCUAAUACAGGGACCUACACCCAAGCAGGUGAAAUUAAGGGAAUGUGUCAUACUAAGUCACAAUUAAUGAAGGAAAAUUGUGUCGCGAUUGUAAAUAGAAUAGUAGCAUAUCCGGCGCCUAAACAGUCCAUUGGGCUAAUUUUUUUGGACGGCGCACACCUGUAAUGCUGGAGGGCGCACUUCACGGACCAGCCCAUUGCUUGGAUGAAACAUGCUAAUUCCGCCUGCCUUGAGGAUCCAGGCUGGAGUCCAAACAGCAUCCUCCACGUCUGUUUUAGUCUAAAUUUAGUAGACAUGCUGCAUAGGCAUUUUCUUUAUAAGUCUAUCUAGCCAACUAACUGUACGGCUAGGAGGCUAUACGCAGUCUAGCACCUUCAGAUAUUAGUGUGAUUUCCCCCCCACCCCCCCCCCCUUCCCAAAACAAUGUAGAAACAGCUCGACAAUUUUAGGACCUAAAUUUUUAAAGCAGGCAUAAACAGCAGAAUUUACCGGAACCAGUAAAGUUCGCGACGGCUUAUCAACUGCAGCCUGUCUCUGCAUAACGCAGAUACCAAGUGAGAAAGGUACAGAAGUUUGGACUCUCGCAGAGAAAAUCAAUGUAAAACAACAAGGUCGUUGUAUACUGCACGUGAACUAAUCAAUAAAAUGGUAACUUCAAAACGCAGACAUAGGAAAAAAAAUAGGGAAGUUAACACGCCGAGGGAUUUCGUAAAUCAAAAGGGCUCAGAUCUACCAGGGCAAGCUGAGGUUGGCCACGUGGUCUAACCGUUUACAUAGGUCGGGUUUCUCCCGCCGUAUGUCGGCUGCCUCCAGGUAGCGCAGUAACCGAGUUGUUCGCGCUCGAACUAAUACUCGAAAAGAUGUUUUGGGGUCAACCGAAUGACCGAUACCAAGGAGGUGCUUUGUGAUAGAAGACCGUGGAAUUUUAUUCUCCAGCUUUAGAAGCCAUUUAGGCAGGUGCUGAACUGUUCUGGCUGCCAGUUGCCUUUGCGUUCGCCCAAUGUAGCUGCAUCCAAAAGUGCGUGUAAAUUCGUAAACACAAUUUGUCGUGGCGGGAAAUGGCAAGGCAUCCUUCGCCCGUGGAACUUGGAUAGCCUUAGUAGGGCUGCAGAAUAUGAGUUCAGCUGAGUUGUAGGCUUUUUCAAUGGCGCAUCUCAAUCGCCGCUUGAUGGUAUUUGAGAUGUUGUCGCCCUUAAAGUGUAAGGAUAUUACAAAGGGAUUUUUCAGAACUGAUUGCCCCGUCAAUUUUGGCCGUAAAUUGUUGCUAUACUUUUUUAUGAAUCGUGUUGGAUAUCCCCGUUUAAGCAGGGCUGUUUUGAGGCAAGAAAUUUCAUCAUCCAGCUUCGACUUAAAUUUUGUUACAAACGGAGAGCAGAUUAAGUUGUUCACUUUGCACCUGACAAACCGUCCGACUUCAUUGUCGAGGUGGAACUCUGACUCUAAACAGUCCAGCUGAUGAGUGCUCGCAAAAACAGUAAACAGAGAGAGCGAGGCCGACACAGGAAUUCAUCCUCAUGGCACACCAACGCACUCCUUGCUAUUGUAGUGACAUUUAAGUCCGUUUUGUUUGAAUCAGUGACAAUACGCUUUCUAUAGAAUCUGACACAACUUUGACUGAGACAUUGAACAUGCACGCGCUUGUUCUAUGUCCCAAUCAAAGUUGUGUCAAGUUCUUUAAAAGGUGUAUUGUCACGGAUAAAAGCAAAACAGAUUUAAAUUGCACAAAAUUACUCCCUCUCCUAGGAGAACAGAGCUAAAAAAACUAUUAUUGAUAGAAGGAGAAGGUGGGAAUGUUAUGCAUAUUGUACAAGUUGUAACGGUUGGGAAAACAGUCAUGACUCAUCUUCGAGCCACCCCUCCAGGUGCUCCAACAAGUAAGUCGUUCAUCGACCCGAACUUACUAACAUGUUCUUUUGUAUUUGUCCGCGUAAACAGCGUUCGUUGGCCACUAAAACAACCCUACGACGGCCAAUUUCGAGUACUAUUUCGCACGGACAAGCAUUUUACAAUUGACCGUAGAGGCCGCACCCACGUGGUCUCAGUCGAUCGCUUGAAGGCGGCUCAUAUCGAGUCUCUUUCAAAUUCCCCAACCGAACAACCUCCACUCAACACAUUACAACUCGCUUUUUCUCAGACUCCACUUACGCCCAAUAACCCUGCGUCUUGCCUCAUCUCACAGACCCCUCCCCUUACGCGCAACAGUCGUCAUAUCCGUUUUCCCGACCGUUACAAACUUGUACAAUAUGCAUAACAUUUCCCCCUUUUCCUUCUAUUAGCAAUACAUUUUCGAACUCCGCUCUCCUAGGAGGGGGAGUAUUGUAGUGACAUUUAAGUCUGUUUUGUUUUAAUCAGUGACAAUACGCUUUUUAAAGAACAUGAAACAACUUUGUGUGAGAUAUAGACCAAAGCACGUGUACUUUUACCUGCUGACGACUUUGUUCUUAUUUACUAGUUUGCAACUGUUGGGAUACUGCUAUCUUCGUUUCCUGGAUAGCCUACUCACUGUGUCUAACUAAUGGGUUUAUCGCUUACACUAUCAUCACUAUGCCGCGCUUGAAUCUAUCAUGACUGGUUAAGUGCCGUAACUUGGAAGGCUGCCCGCUAACAUGAUAACUCGCUUCUUCUCGUGAGUAUGGCUUCCAUGUCCACUCACAUACGUGAGAUUCAAUUCGUCCUUUCUAUAGCGUGGUGCAUCUGGCCAUGCCGAGGUCGACGCUUGUCAGCUGGUGUGCUUGCGCCCAUCCUCUUUAGUCGUUUUAAGGUGUCUUGCCAUCGAAACGAGCUGGGUGAUGGAGCAAAGAAUGUGGGAGGUAGUGUGCAAGUCGGCUUAAUUAAAAAUAACAUCGCGCGCAAGUCACCGGUGUUGCGCCGGCUUCGUCGGGUGUCCAAGCGGUAGAUGCGCUGGGCCAAACCAGGGCUUAGAUCGGGGGCCGGCAGCCGUUAUCGGGUAUGCACACCCGCAACAAAGGCCAACAUUAAGGGUUUGGCAGCACGCCCAGGUGCAGGUCCACGCCGCGCUCAUUCGGAUACGUGUCACCCGCCUGUCUUUCUAGCGGUGCAAAUUCCUAGUUACUGUAGACCAAGGGGGGUGUGGUGAUACGUCUGGGUGCAGGCUCGGCCGCGCCGGCCACCUACCCCCUCUCUCACCACCGGUCUUCCUGGCUCUUUCUUGGCAUCGGGCCCAGGGGGGGGGGGAGAGGAAGGGAAUGCGGUAUAUAUAUAUAUAUGGGCGUCAUACGCUUAUUAUUACCAGACGUUGGGAGAAAUUCUCACAGAGACAGGCGACGACAUCCGAGCAACUGACUUUCCUUCACCGCUGUCGCGAUCAUGGCAUCUUACCGAAGUCCCUCCGCUUCAAGCCCACUCUACCAAAUGAGACAGGAAGGCCACUCGCACGCAAAUACGGAUUCCGUGUUUUGAGUGCCAUUAUAUUAGACGUGCACCACCGACUUUCUAGAUUUGAGACAAUAAUCUCCGACCUUAAGAACCAGUGCUUCUCAUCCUUACCUGAAGAUAUCUUCGAAGCCAUACUACAACGUAUAAAUGCGACCUCAACAGAUGCCAGAAUGAAGAAGCGAGCCGAGUUGAAUGAUAAACUGCAAUCCCUUCUCUGUCCUACCGACAAGUGCAGCAUGUCUGCGAGAGUCGUUAACCUUUCGAAAAGGAGUCUAACACCCGCCGAGAUAAGCCUACUGUCUAAAGGACUUAAAUUCAAUCAUAGCGAUGCAGCACCAACAAACUUCCUAGCGAGUCUUGAAUCCGUCCUACUGGCUUCUGCUAUCCCUGAAGACGUGCGUGCGGACAUACGCAGUUGUGCCAGUGAUCUUCUUCGACAAAGGAAACGUCACCGUAACUUGACCAUCGAUGAAGAAAAAGGGUUGCGAUCUCUGAAGACUGAUGACAGUAUCGUGGUUGUACCUGCUGACAAAGGAGGCGCAACCGUCAUCAUGGACAAGGCUGAUUAUGUUCGAAAAGCAAACACUAUCUUUAAUGACAGGGAAGCUUACGCAUCACUCGCUGAGGACCCGACGAAGAAGCAGGCCGCGGUUAUAAAGAAGAAGGUGAAUGAACUCGCUUGA
This is a messenger RNA of Spirometra erinaceieuropaei, 5455 nucleotides long. Lineage: Eukaryota; Metazoa; Platyhelminthes; Cestoda; Diphyllobothriidea; Diphyllobothriidae. The record is from the annotation of a GenBank genome assembly.